Messenger RNA from Lemur catta (Ring-tailed lemur), 1222 nucleotides. RefSeq names its product testis expressed 44 (gene TEX44). The transcript has a single exon. The coding region runs from base 1 to 1221 and encodes 406 amino acids. NCBI's taxonomy places the organism in Eukaryota, Metazoa, Chordata, Mammalia, Primates, Lemuridae. The record is from RefSeq and is a predicted model, not a curated record.
AUGACCACCGAGCCCUCGGGAGAGGGCGGAGCCGCCAGCAACCCCACACAUGGCUCCCCCGAGGCCUCCCUGUCCAACAGCAGGUCUACAGACUGCCCAACAGCGGGGUCCCAAGGUCAAGUCCCCGACCCUACGGAUGUCCCAGUGGUGCUGGGCAGCCCUGCGACAUCCGCUGAACAGCAGGAUGCAGAUCAGGGCUCCUUCGAGACAGCUACCUCCGAGGCCAAGUCAGCAUCUGGGGACAGAGACGAGGAUGCAGUUGCUCCCAGCGACAGCCAGGAGACGACCAAAGGGAUCACACUUUUGCUCCCCAGACACCUAGGUGCCCCACAAAUGUCCAUGAGCCUCCAGGACCUUUCAUGGGACAGGCUGGUUCAAGAGGCAAGGGAAACUCAGAGUCUGGGGACUUUCCCAAGUCACUCCCCGAGUGAGGACAACACCCCACAAGUGGAGAGUAUUUCCAGCGAGGAGCCGGAAUUAGAUCCCCCUGCCCCACGUGCUGAGGAACAGUCCACCCGGAACGCAGAACUUCCACCCACCGUGAAUGACACUGCUAAGUCCCCUAUAGACGCCAAGGGUCACCCUCAGGUCACCAGCACCAUCAAGCCUGUUGAGGAGAAAGCUGAGGGUACAAAGGCCUUACGUGUGGACACCAAAGCUUUGCCGUCAGAUAAGUCCCACGUGGCGACAGGGGAGGAUGUGGUGGAUGGCCCAGGAGAGCCACAGGCUCGAUCUUACUCUCCCUCCCCAGGAGACGGCGUCCCCCUAUUGCCUGGCCCCAACGAGAUGGCCCUGGAGGGGACGCCCCUGGACCCCAACCUGUACAUGGCCAGCGAGGAGAACAGCUACAUGCGCUCCAUGAGCAGCUUGCUGGGCGGGGGCGAGGGCUCCAUCAGCUCCCUGGCAGACAUCCUGGUGUGGUCCGAGACCACCACGGGCAUGGGCACAGCCUUGGGCUUCCUGGCCUCUGGCCGCAGCACGGUGGCAGACGUGCUGCACAGCACGGGGCCCAGCCUGCGCUCCGUCUCCAGCAUCCUGGGCAGCGCCAGCUCAGCCUUCUCCUCCGGGCUGGCUUCAGGGACUGGCUCCGCCCUGCGCUCUGUCACCCACGUGCUAGAGACGGUGGAGCGGAGGACCGUGGAGGGCAUCCGCUCGGCCGUGCGCUACCUCAUCAGUCACCUCACCCCACGCCCGGCCCAUGCUGGCCCCAACUGUGAUUAGA